CGCAGGUUGCCGUACUUACGACAGCGUUCACGGAGAAACAUGGCCGCCGCCUUGGCGAAGAGGGUGUCCGGGCUGCUGGGGCCGCUGUCUGCGUCUCUGCGCGCCGGGACGCCGCAGCUCCGUCAGCUGUCCAGCCUCAUCCGGCCUCUGCCUCUCUACGGCUCCGCCACAGCCGCCGUCCGCGCUCCUCUGCGGGCCACAGUGUGGCAGACAGCCCGGUACAACAUCCUGCAACGGGUGUCAGCUCUUGUCCCCAGUCUGACUCCACAGCCAAGCAGAAGUCUGACGUACUACAGCCUGAAGAAGGCAAAGAGGAAAACGGUCAAAUCUGUCACGGACAGGUUCAUGAGGCUGCACUGUGGACUUUGGAUCAGACGCAAGGCUGGACACAAGAAGAAACUGUGGAAGAAGGGACCUGCCAGACGAAAGCGCCUGAGGGAGUUUGUAUUCUGUAACAAAUCACAGAGCAAGCUUUUUGAUAAAAUGACAACUUCUUUUUGGAAGAGGAGGAACUGGUAUGUCAACGAUCCAUACCAGAAGUACCACGAUCGGGUCAACCUCAAACUGUAGUUUGCUGAUUCAUGAAGAGGCAUAUUGUUUUCUGUUUGAAUAUAAUGUAAUGGUGUAAUAUACAUAAUAAAGUAACAGUUCUGAAGUUA
Molecule: messenger RNA, 659 nt
Organism: Scophthalmus maximus (turbot)
Lineage: Eukaryota; Metazoa; Chordata; Actinopteri; Pleuronectiformes; Scophthalmidae
Gene: mrpl35
Product: mitochondrial ribosomal protein L35
Exons: 4
Coding region: 40-570 (176 amino acids)
Biological process (GO): translation
Cellular component (GO): ribosome; mitochondrion
Molecular function (GO): structural constituent of ribosome
Source: RefSeq, a predicted model, not a curated record